Nicotiana tabacum (common tobacco) is the source of this 1116-nucleotide messenger RNA. Lineage: Eukaryota; Viridiplantae; Streptophyta; Magnoliopsida; Solanales; Solanaceae. The record is from RefSeq and is a predicted model, not a curated record.
AUGUACAUAUUGCCACUGACUGCUUUUGUUUGUCGCAAACUGGCAAUGCUUCUCUCUUCCCUGAGCAGGUCACAGCACCAUGUCCUUCAGUUGAUUAGCAAUGUAGCUGUUUGCCCCUCUGGAGUGCACUCAUCAAAAGUAAUUGAUACAAUUAAGUUGACUAGAAUUGGAGUUACAAAUUCUAGGUUAAUUCUUCAAGUACCAUAUCCCAAUUUGUUCGUUGCUCUCUCUUUCAGGUUUUUGACUUAUCUCUCAGCCAUAUGUGAGGAUGAUGUUCAGGGGAAGAAGCUAAUGCAUGCAGCCAUCAAUCCGCUGUUUUGCGUUCCAGUUUCUGGAAGUUCUGAAAAUGAUAAAUCUGUGGAGAACUAUAGUGAAACUAGAGAUGCAAAACCUGCUUUACUUUGGAGUGUCUUGUAUACUCAAGAGCUUACUAAGAUAUUUCAAGAGCUGUACUUUGAGUCGAGGGUCUUUGAAAACAACUCUCUCUACUCCCACAGAGUAGGGGUAAGGUCUGCGUACACACUACCCUUCUCAGACCCUACUUGUAUUGGAUAUGUUGUUGUAUUUCAAGAGCUGUACUUUGGUGAAGAAUUCUUUCCCAAGACAGCCUCGUUGGAGGAGGGUGCUGUCGAAGAGCUGAAGGACUAGAGACCAAAUUGAUGCUGCUGGAUAUGUUGUCAUUUUAGCUGACAGUUGGCAGAAUAAUACAGUUUGGCAUGGACAAUGACGAGGAGAAUAUACUUGAGGUGGUUUCUGUCCCUAUAUUCCAAUGUUGAAGUCUUUACUUGAAAUUAUUUCGUUGUUGUAAGAGUAAUAGCUAUAGCCAGGGGCGGAGCUAGCAUUCGGAUUACGGGUUCAGCUGAAUCCAGUAAUUUUAGUUCAAAACAUGUAUUUGUCUUAAGAAAUUAUUUGAAUGUAUACAAAUUAUUAAUUUAGAACCCAAUAACUGAAAAAACUAAAAUUCCGAACCCAUAAACUUCAAAUUCUGGUUUCGCCUCUGGCUAUAGCUAGCCUUUCUAGUUUCUUCGGCCUACAAAUGAACAGGAAGGAGCGUAGAGGGUUGGCACGAGACUUGGAAUGUUGAAGUUUGGCAAAAUGCCAAAGUCCCACAUCGGU